AUGAGCCCAGGAAUCAUGACGACCACGGAGGUUUAUCUGCUGCAGCUCAACGACGACGGCUCGCCCCAGGUCGCGGGAGAGUACAUCUACCUCGAUCCAACGGGUGAUGACCCCAUCACCAUCAGAUUUGCCAUUGAGGGCACCUCGUCCAUCUGUCGCAAUGGCAGUCUUUGGGUCAACAUCCCGCAGCAGGGGGCCGAGUUUAGGCGGGACAAGUUUCGAGAGUACAAACUGACUCCCGACUUCAACCGCACCCUCGAAAUCUCCAUUCCCAUCUACAAGUCUGGCGUCUUCGCCUUCUACACCACCUAUGCCGAGCUGCCCAAACUCGAUGCCGACGACGUUCCCAAGUCCACCAACGGCCACGAGGAUCUGAAGAAGACUCCGGUAUACUACAUUGAUGUUGCUCCCCGCCUCAAGCUGGAUGGCCGGCCAUUGCCGCUGCCGGCGUUGUCGCUCUUCUCCAUCAUCAGCAAGCUCAUGGGCCGCUUCCCCGGCGAUUGGGAGCGACACCUGCGGGGCAUCAGCGAGAGGGGCUACAACAUGAUACACUUUACUCCUCUGCAGGUCCGUGGUGCCUCCAACUCGCCGUACAGUCUGUAUGACCAGUUGGGCUGGGAUCCGGCCUGUUUCCCCAAGGGCGAGAAGGACAUUGAGCAGCUGGUCGAGAGUCUCGAGCAGAAAUACUCGUUGCUGAGCUUGACAGACAUUGUCCUCAACCAUACCGCACACAACACAAAAUGGCUAGAGGAGCAUCCCGAGGCUGGUUACAAUUUGAAAACAGCUCCCUGGCUGGAGUCCGCGUAUGAGCUCGAUACAAAGCUGAUGGAGCUUAGCGGCCAGCUUGAGAAGCUGGGACUGCCCGUCGAUAUCAAGACUACAGAAGAUCUCCUGGAGCUCAUGGAAGGAAUCAAAAAGCACGUCAUCCUUGAGCUUCAGUUAUGGGAAUACUACGCCAUUAAUGUCGAGCGAGACGCUGACAACAUUGUCGAGGCUUGGGUUGGUGGCAAGGCCAAUCCGCCCCAAGUCGGCACUGCUACGUUAAGCGAUUUCGAGCAUCUCAAGACAGCAGAGCUCAAGGAUCAAGUGGAGUUUAUCAAAAAGUUUGCUCUCCAGGGAACAGAUCGUCUAGGAGAGCGAUUUCGCAGACGCGUCGAGCCCACUGUUGCCGCUACCUUGCUGUCAUUUUCUCUUGGUCGAUACGAGGGAGAAAACACACAGUCUGCCGACAAGGCGGCCGGUAAGGCCAAGUUGAUCGAGGUCCUGGAUGCCAUAAACGUUGCGUUCUAUGAAGAAUACGACAAGGAUCUUAACCAGAUUCUAGAACAACUCUUCAACCGCAUCAAGUAUGUUCGCCUUGAUGAUCAUGGGCCUAAGCUGGGUCCGAUUAAUGAGGCCAACCCUAUUAUUGAGACAUACUUUUCCCGACUGCCAGUCAAUGAGACAACAAAGAAGCUCACCCCUGGAGAGAGAGCACUGGCUAACAAUGGCUGGGUAUGGGGCGGUAACGCAUUGGUGGAUAAUGCCGGGCCCGACUCUCGUGUGUACCUGAAGCGAGAAGUUAUUGUCUGGGGAGACUGUGUCAAGUUGCGAUACGGAUCUGGCCCGGAGGACAGCCCGUGGCUAUGGGAGCAUAUGACAAAGUAUGCCCAGAUGCUGGCCAAGUAUUUUGCAGGAUUCCGCAUCGACAACUGCCACUCCACUCCAAUCCAUGUCGCAGAGCACAUCUUGGACGAGGCCAGAAGGGUUAACCCUAACCUCUAUGUUGUUGCCGAGCUCUUCACCGGGUCUGAAGAAAUGGAUUAUGUCUUUGUGAAGCGGCUCGGCAUCAGCUCGCUUAUCCGUGAAGCCAUGCAAGCAUGGAGCACAGGAGAGCUGAGCAGACUUGUUCACAGGCACGGCGGCCGUCCUAUCGGUAGCUUUGAGGUUGACGACAUCUCCAAGUCAGAUGUCAGUACACCAUCGAGCUCAAAGGCCCCGGAUCUUACAAGGGAGAUUAUUCGGAGGAUACGACCAUCGCCUGUCCACGCCUUGUUCAUGGACUGCACCCAUGACAACGAGCCACCUGCCCAGAAGCGUGACGCGCGAGACACACUGCCCAAUGCCGCUCUUGUCAACAUGUGCUCCAGUGCCACGGGAAGUGUCAUGGGAUACGAUGAAAUAUACCCCAGAUUGGUUGAUCUCGUCAAUGAGAAGCGUUUGUACACAUCUGAAGCCUCAAGGACCUCGUCGAUCAAGGUCGGAAGGGGCAAGGGCGGCAUUGCUAGCAUCAAAAAGCUAUUGAACCAGAUUCAUACCAUCAUGGGCAAAGAUGGCUACAACGAGACUCACAUCCAUCAUGAGGGAGAAUACAUCACCGUGCACAGAGUGCAUCCCGAAUCUAGAAAGGGUUACUUCCUCAUUGCUCACACUGCGUUCCCUGGAUAUGGCAACGGAAGAGGAGAAUUCAAACCCGUGGUUCUGACGGGAACCCGAGCCAACCACCUGGGCAGCUGGAUGCUCGAGGUCGACGACAGAGACGAAACUGUCAAGGCUGUGCAGGACGAUACCAAGUUUCUUCGAGGUAUCCCCAGCCAGGUAGUAGAUGUACCUGGAAUCAAGAUGGAAUACCAUGACCAAGACACAAUCAUCUCCGUUCGGGACAAGUUCCCGCCCGGCAGCAUUGCUCUUUUCGAUACCUGGAUCCCCACUGCAGAGCACUCUACGGGCUUGGAUAACUACGUCACCUCAAGUGCCAAGGCAGCUUGGGCCAACCUGAACCUCAUUGACCUCAACUUUUUGCUCUACCGGUGCGAGGCAGAAGAGAGAGACGCCAGCGAUGGCCAGGACGGGGUAUAUGAUAUUCCCGGCCAUGGAAAGCUCGUCUAUGCUGGACUGCAAGGAUGGUGGAGUAUCCUCGAAGGGGUGAUCAACGACAACAACCUUGGACAUCCAAUUUGUCAAAACCUGCGAGACGGCCCCUGGGCACUGGACUACAUUGUGGGCCGCAUUCAAAAGCAAAGCCAUGCGCCAGGCAGUGAAGGUCUUUCUGGGCCGGCGGCGUGGCUUCGAGAGCGGUUUGAGGCCAUCAGGGCCAUUCCUAGCUUCCUGCUGCCAAGGUACUUUGCCCUCGCCAUUCGCACGGCGUACCGAGCAAGCGUUGAUCGUGCUUAUGAACUUAUGAAUGAACACGUUGCCAAAGGCCAGUGGUUCCUUGGAAGUCUUGCCAUGGUCAGUGUGCAGCAAACUGGGCUAGUGAAAUCGGCCUCUCUUUGGCCAGACAAGCAGGUACCGUCUAUUGCUGCUGGCCUGCCGCAUUUCGCAGUGCAGUGGGCUAGAUGUUGGGGCCGGGACGUCUUCAUCUCUAUCCGUGGACUCUAUCUCGGCACCAGUCGUUUUGCAGAGGCAAGGGAGCACAUUCUUGCCUUUGCCAGCGUUCUCAAACACGGUAUGAUUCCCAAUCUCUUGAGCAGCGGCGCUGCACCGCGAUACAACUCGCGAGAUUCGGUGUGGUUUUUCCUCCAGACGAUCCAGGAUUAUACCCGAUUUGCACCAGAAGGGCUUGAUCUCCUCAAGACAAAAGUCCGGCGUCGUUUCCUCCCGUAUGAUGACACUUGGUUCCCGGUGGAUGACAAGCGAACAUACUCUACUGAGAGCACAAUCGAGGAAAUCAUACAAGAGGCUCUCCAGAGACAUGCUUCGGGAAUGAAGUAUCGCGAGGCAAAUGCUGGACCCCAAAUCGACUCUCAGAUGAAGGAUGAAGGCUUCAACCAAGAGAUCAAGGUCGACUGGAAUAAUGGAAUCAUCUUUGGCGGCAACCAGUUUAACUGUGGUACUUGGAUGGACAAGAUGGGAGAGAGUGACAAGGCCGGAUCAAAGGGCGUCCCCGGAACUCCGCGCGACGGUGCCGCCAUCGAAAUCACUGGUCUGCUCUACAGCACGCUCAGAUGGGUAGAACAACUCCACAAGCAAGGAAAGUUUGCCCAGUCCGGCGUCAAGACUGCAGAAGACAAGGUCGUCUCAUGGACGGAGUGGGCUGAUCUCAUCAAGGCCAACUUUGAGAAAUGCUACUACGUACCGCUCUCAGCUGAGGAAGAUGCAAAAUACGACGUUAACCCCAGCGUUGUCGCUCGCCGGGGCAUGUACAAGGAUCUGUACAAGUCUGGAAAGGAGUACGAAGACUACCAGCUGCGACCAAACUUUGCGAUCGCCAUGACGGUAGCGACAGAUCUGUUCGACCCUAAGCAUGCCUGGCAAGCUCUAUGUCUUGCAGAUUCGACGAUCCGCGGGCCCACUGGCAUGGCGACUCUGGACCCUGCAGACAAGGAUUACCGCCCGUACUACCGCAACAGCGAGGACAGCCACGACUUUGCGACAAGCAAAGGUCGAAACUACCACCAGGGCCCCGAGUGGCUGUGGCCGACGGGCUUCUUCCUCCGCGCGCUGCUGAAGUUUGACCUUCAGCGGAGAACGACGGCGGAGGGCAGGAUUGAAGCAUUCCAGCAGGUGACUAGGAGGCUGGCUGAGUGCAAGCGAGCUAUUAAAGAGAGUCCGUGGGCGGGAUUGACGGAGCUUACCCAGAAGAAUGGAGAGUUUUGCGGCGAUUCUAGCCCGACGCAGGCAUGGUCUGCAGGCUGCCUCAUUGAUCUGUACAUGGACGCCAUGGAGGAGCAGGAGAGUUUGAAGCAAUGA
Molecule: messenger RNA, 4671 nt
Organism: Trichoderma harzianum CBS 226.95
Lineage: Eukaryota; Fungi; Ascomycota; Sordariomycetes; Hypocreales; Hypocreaceae
Product: glycoside hydrolase family 133 protein
Exons: 3
Coding region: 1-4671 (1556 amino acids)
Biological process (GO): glycogen biosynthetic process; glycogen catabolic process
Molecular function (GO): 4-alpha-glucanotransferase activity; amylo-alpha-1,6-glucosidase activity
Source: RefSeq, a predicted model, not a curated record